GCCCACUCCACAUCAAAGCUCCCUCGUUGAACGACCGUUUCUCAUCGACGCCCGUCUGCGAGUUCUGGCAGCUUCUUUUUACUGUGAAAACAUCUGAUCACUCUUGCAUUUUCGACUUGUGAUUUAUCCUUGAGCGUCAAGAUGUCGCGGAGAUACGAUUCAAGGACCACCAUCUUCUCGCCCGAAGGCCGACUGUACCAGGUAGAAUAUGCACUCGAGGCUAUCUCACAUGCCGGGACAGCCCUGGGGAUCCUCGCCAAGGACGGUAUUGUCCUGGCUGCCGAAAAGAAGGUGACCAGCAAGCUGCUGGAACAGGACACUUCUGCCGAGAAGCUUUAUAUCUUGAACGAUAACAUGAUCUGUGCGGUGGCCGGGAUGACUGCCGAUGCCAAUAUUCUCAUCAACUACGCCCGCCAAGCGGCCCAGCGUUAUCUCCUCACCUAUAACGAAGAGAUCCCCUGCGAGCAAUUGGUCCGCCGACUGUGCGAUCUGAAGCAAGGAUAUACUCAGCAUGGUGGUCUCCGGCCGUUUGGUGUCUCCUUCAUCUAUGCGGGCUACGACCCUCUCCGGCAAUUCCAGCUGUACCAGAGCAACCCCAGUGGAAACUACGGGGGCUGGAAGGCGACGAGUGUGGGCGCCAACAACGCAAGUGCCCAAAGUCUUCUCAAGCAGGACUACAAGGAGGACUGCACCCUGCAAGAGGCCUGUGCCAUGGCUGUCAAGGUGCUGAGUAAGACUAUGGAUUCGACAAAACUAAGCAGCGAGAAGAUCGAGUUCGCCACGGUGGGGAAGACCAAGGAAGGCAAGAUCUAUCACCACCUGUGGAACGCAGAUGAGAUCGACGCCCUCUUGAAGGAGCAAGGCCUGGCCAAGGUGGAUGACGAGCCCGAGUCUGGUGAUAUAAAAUAGACGAGUUAAUGCCCAACGUUGUUUUAUUUCCCG
Penicilliopsis zonata CBS 506.65 is the source of this 942-nucleotide messenger RNA. RefSeq lists its product as hypothetical. Gene Ontology annotation, cellular component: proteasome core complex; proteasome core complex, alpha-subunit complex; nucleus. Gene Ontology annotation, biological process: ubiquitin-dependent protein catabolic process. The record is from RefSeq and is a predicted model, not a curated record. Lineage: Eukaryota; Fungi; Ascomycota; Eurotiomycetes; Eurotiales; Aspergillaceae. The coding region runs from base 142 to 909 and encodes 255 amino acids. The transcript is spliced from 4 exons.